Pogoniulus pusillus (Red-fronted tinkerbird) is the source of this 2575-nucleotide messenger RNA. RefSeq names its product short coiled-coil protein (gene SCOC). The coding region runs from base 133 to 381 and encodes 82 amino acids. Lineage: Eukaryota; Metazoa; Chordata; Aves; Piciformes; Lybiidae. The transcript has 4 exons. The record is from RefSeq and is a predicted model, not a curated record. Gene Ontology annotation, cellular component: trans-Golgi network.
CGGUGCGCAGGCGCAGUGCGAGGCGCAGAGCUGCGGCCGGGCCGGGGCCGGGGCGCAGCCCGCAGGGAGGCGGCGGCAGGACACCACUCAAGAAGAAUACUCUCUUCGAAAGUGGAAAGAGCCCAGCCCACAAUGAUGAACGCCGACAUGGAUGCGGUUGAGGCUGAGAAUCAGGUGGAAUUAGAAGAGAAAACACGGCUUAUUAAUCAAGUUUUGGAACUGCAGCACACACUCGAAGAUCUCUCAGCACGAGUAGAUGCUGUUAAGGAAGAAAACUUGAAACUGAAAUCAGAAAACCAAGUUCUUGGACAGUAUAUAGAAAAUCUGAUGUCAGCAUCUAGUGUUUUCCAAACCACUGACACAAAAAGCAAGAGGAAGUAAGGGGUGACUGACAGACGAUGCCAUUGUUUUGCUGCUGUCUUUUGUUUGUUUGUUUGUUUUAAUUGGCAUAGGCUACAUGAGCUAAAAUACUUUCAGUUUGUGGCUUUGCUGGGUACCUGGAUUCUAAACUUUGGUGAUAAACAGAAUUCAGAGCGUCAUCAUGAACAGGAGAAGUAAGUUUAUGUGUUGUUGAGAUGAAGCAACGUGCAAAUGUAGUGUAGAGACUUACUAAACUUUAAUAUUUGUUUUUAAAAACGAGCAUAUCUUGUUCAAAAUGGGGUUGGGUUUGUCAGGUGAAACAGAAUUUGGCACUCUCUAAGCUCUUAGGAGUAGUGUUCUUGAUGAAUAACACUGAAAAAUGAUGGUGUUGAAGCCUCAUUUGAUAACAGUACUCUAAUAGCAUCACCUUUUUCACCUCACAUUUAAUGAAGGACUGGCUAGUACUGUCCAUAGCUCUGCAAAGCAGUUUUAAACUCUUGUAAAGCAGUUAGUUUCUAUCCAGUAAAUAACAGUGUGACAUUAUUUGCAGGGCUCAUGUACAGAAAAGCACUUAAGAUUUUUUGGGGGAAGGGGGAGGGUGAGGGAAAAGGCACAAGGAAAAGCAGCUUACAUCAGGGAAAUGCCAAACUGAUGCAGAAUCAGGGUGUUUGUACUUCACAGGAUGUACACUUCAAACCAUUUUCACUUUCCUCAAGGAAUGAUCAGGCACAGCAUCAUGAUGCAUGAGCUUCCUCAAGUUUUUGAGUUGUGUGAUGAAGAGUUAUGUAAAAACCUGAGUAAUAAGCUUUACAGAAACAGGUCAGUAAAUGUUCCUCUUGCUCAGUGUGAACAGUCUGCAGUGAGGAACUGAGAACAAGCCUUUCCUUGCCACCUUUUAUUUCCCUCCUGAAGUGCCAAACUUGUCUUUGCUUCAGGCCUUAGAGCAGCUGUUCUGUCCCAGGGCCUGAGCUUGUGAAGUACCUCGAGGCACUGCACAAAACCAUCUGAGGCAGAAAGCUGCAGUGGGGCAGUGGUGGCUUUUGCCUUUCAAAUCUGUGCUGCUCUGAGCAAUGCCUGGUGUGCAGGUGCACUGCUUUCACAGGCUUGGCUGCUCGUUAGCAGGUGUUGCAAAGGAGCUCAGCCCAGAUUAUGGGUCUGAGCUCUUCCCACAGAGGCAGCAGGUCUAGCAUAAGCAGUAUUAAGGGAGAGCAGAAGCUGGAAAGCAAAGAGUGAUGUAGGUUUUAGCAGUACCUGGCUGCAUGUUUUGUCUGGCCGUAGAGCGGCAGUGCAGGCUUAUUUAUGGAUGUUACCUAGAAGAGAGGUCUCUGUCUCUUCAGUAAUGAAGCUGUUGAACACAUGGUAACCACUAGGUUCAAGGAUCUCUCUCAGCCUUGCUGUGAGGACUUCUAUAAAGUGAAGCUGCAGGAGCUGAAAGAAUAGAUGAAAUAGUGCAAUAAAUUCCUCACCACCACCCCCACAUUUCUCGGCAGCUAAGCACUGCUGUGUCUCCAGUGUAAGCUGACGCUGUGAGAUUCCUCCCUCCCAAAGGAGGAGGUUCCCAUUUCUCCCCAUUGAAGAGACUGCACAAUGCUCCCUGGAGCAGCAGCAAGGUCAGAUGACUGCAGAUCACUAACAGUUUGACUAAGGGCUGUUUACAAGUCUGAGCUAGGAAACCUGAUGACAAAAAGGCUGACCUACCAAGGCACAAAUAGCUGAUACCAUUUGUGUCACAGGGUCCUGUAAACAUCCAAAAUGAUUUCACCCUCAGUGGACAAUGCUGUCCCAUGACUGCCUGCCUGAAACUCUACAAACUCACCCAAGAAUUGCUGAUAAGUAGAGUAGAUCAUACAGCCCAGGGUUUGAGCAUUUGAAGAACAAAUCACACCAAGCACUUGACUUGUAAAGAUUGCAUUGCAGCCAUCCUAGCUUUAAAGCCAUCUCAUUGCACACCUCCAUCUGCACGGUAGGAGAUCAAGUGGUAACACAGCAUGCGCUUGUUAGACUUCAGCAGUUCCCCGAGAUCAGGCAACCUUAAUCCCAUGGUUUUGUAUUGUAACACUGGGUAGUGAUACUUUAUCCAUCAGUGUGUAUAUAGUAGUCAUCUCAUCUCAUCCAUUUUUGCAUCCCACUACUGUGGCCUUCAUUUAACUUAUGAACAUUUUAAAGAUGUUGUAUUUAUGACUUUACACUAAAUAAAAUCUUUGGAUUUGUCUCA